GAGUGGAGAGCGGAAGCGGCCGGCGAACCCGCCGGAGUCUCGGAGCCAAAGCGAGGUGAGCUCCGCUUCCGCCGCCCCCUCAAAUCAAGCCUUCUUCCUCCUCGUUCUCCCGCCCCAUGCGCAGCAGCCGCCUCCCGUGCAAUGAAGGUGAAGGUUCUCCAGUGGCACGCAGUGGCUUCCUGGACAUGGGACGCGCAGGACGAGACGUGCGGCAUAUGCAGGAUGGCGUUCGACGGCUGCUGCCCUGACUGCAAGUUCCCCGGGGACGACUGCCCGAUCAUCUGGGGCGCCUGCAACCACGCCUUCCACCUCCACUGCAUUCUCAAGUGGGUGAAUUCUCAGAUGUCGACGCCCCUUUGCCCCAUGUGCCGCAGGGAGUGGCAGUUCAAGGGCUAA
Messenger RNA from Lolium rigidum, 396 nucleotides. RefSeq names its product anaphase-promoting complex subunit 11-like. Bases 142 to 396 code for a protein of 84 amino acids. Lineage: Eukaryota; Viridiplantae; Streptophyta; Magnoliopsida; Poales; Poaceae. The record is from RefSeq and is a predicted model, not a curated record. Gene Ontology annotation, cellular component: anaphase-promoting complex; nucleus. Gene Ontology annotation, molecular function: zinc ion binding; cullin family protein binding; ubiquitin protein ligase activity. The transcript has 2 exons. Gene Ontology annotation, biological process: positive regulation of mitotic metaphase/anaphase transition; protein ubiquitination; anaphase-promoting complex-dependent catabolic process.